CUCCAUCGACCUUCAGUCCAUCGUUUGCGUUUGUUGUGUUCACCUCGCAUCAAGCGCUUUGUUCACAAAUAAAAUUCGUUCGAAAUCAAAUUCUUCAAAUGAUAACGUACAAGAAAAAAGUUGGAUAGUUUUAUUUCAAAGUGAUAAUAAUAAAUUAAUUGAUUUAGAUAAUUUUAUUUUAAUAAUUUAAAUAAGAAGAGAAGAAAUAAGUAAAAAUGUUUGAUGUUUUUGGUUCGGUUAAAGGUCUAUUAAAGAUCGAUGCGGUUUGUAUUGAUAAUAACAUCUUUCGAUUGCACUAUAAAGUGACUGUGGUGAUUCUCGUGGCGUUUUCGUUGUUGGUAACGUCAAGACAAUAUAUUGGGGAUCCGAUUGAUUGCAUCGUCGAUGAGAUCCCGUUAAAUAUUAUGGAUACUUAUUGUUGGAUUUAUUCAACAUUUACGAUUCCGAAUCGUUUGACUGGGAAAGUUGGACACGACAUGGUACAACCCGGAGUUGUUAGUCACGUGGAUAAUAAAGAUGAUGUUAAAUAUCAUAAAUAUUAUCAAUGGGUUUGUUUCACAUUGUUUUUCCAAGCGAUGCUGUUUUAUAUUCCAAGAUAUUUAUGGAAAACAUGGGAAGGCGGAAGAAUAAAAAUGUUGGUUUUAGAUUUAAAUUGUCCGAUUGUUAAUCAAGAUUGCAAAGCUGAUAGGAAACGUUUAAUUGUUGAUUACUUCUCAACGAAUCUUCAUAUGCAAAAUUUUUAUGCCUUUCGAUUUUUUAUUUGUGAAGUUUUAAAUUUUAUAAACGUCGUGGGACAAAUAUUUUUUAUGGAUUUCUUUUUGGAUGGAGAAUUUAGCACUUAUGGAAGUGACGUUUUAAAAUUCACCGAGAUGGAACCAGAAGAACGCGAAGAUCCCAUGGCAAGAGUUUUUCCUAAAGUAACCAAGUGCAUAUUCCAUAAAUAUGGUCCUUCUGGAAGCGUUCAAAAAUUCGAUGGUUUAUGCGUUUUACCUCUAAACAUAGUAAACGAAAAAAUUUAUGUAUUCUUAUGGUUUUGGUUCGUUAUUUUAAGUAUUUUAUCAGGAAUUUCGCUCAUAUACCGAUUCGCUGUUGUAUUUGGACCAAAAUUGCGUUUGUAUUUAUUGAGAGCAAGGUCUCGUUUAACUCCACAAAUUUGUAUCGAAGCGAUUGGAAGAAAAUGUCAAAUCGGCGAUUGGUUUAUAUUGUAUCAAUUGGGUAAAAAUAUAGAUCCCUUAAUUUACAAAGAGGUGCUUGUUGAUAUCGCACAAAGAUUAGAUGGAAAAACCCAAGUUUAAGAAGAUGAUUUCUUGAAAAAAGAAUUUAAAAAAACUUUUUUUAUUUUUCUGUGAUGACAGUAAAAAAGAACUAAAAUUGAAACAAAAACAAGAUUAUAAUGAAAGACUGUGGUGUCGAUAAUAAUUAAUAAGCUCAAAAAAUCUCUUUAAUUACUAAGAGAUCUUUUUAGUAAAAUCAAAAAA
Messenger RNA from Onthophagus taurus, 1478 nucleotides. RefSeq names its product innexin inx2. Gene Ontology annotation, molecular function: gap junction channel activity. Gene Ontology annotation, cellular component: plasma membrane; gap junction. The record is from RefSeq and is a predicted model, not a curated record. Gene Ontology annotation, biological process: phototransduction. NCBI's taxonomy places the organism in Eukaryota, Metazoa, Arthropoda, Insecta, Coleoptera, Scarabaeidae.